GACUCUGAUGGUUCUGAAAGGCUCCUGAGAUUCAACCGGGUCGGUUCUGAAACCUGGAGGAAUCGGAUCAAUAAUCAUUAUUUUAUUAUUAUUUAUGUCGCAGCGCCAUGUUUCUGCCCCCCGUCCUCCCCCCGCAGUGGGCCAGUCCGGAUGAGGGGGGGAGGGGGGCGUGUUGUGACCGCGUGCGCGCGCGUGCCCGUGCGGUAUAUGUGGGAGUGAACAGCAGCAGCAGGAGCGGAGUCAUCGGUCGGAACCGGAGCCGCUGGAUGGUUCUGCUCAGCGGGACGCGAACAGGCCGGGGUCAGAGGUGGAGAAGCAGCUGAUUAGUGAGUUAGAGCAGAAUGAGCUGUUCUGAUCGGCCCGACGAGCCCAGAAAGCAGAACAGAGAAGCUCCUGAUGCAGAGAUGAUCCGCCUUUUCUCUGUGAGGAACUGACCAAUCAGCAGGCAUGAUGAUGCCCAAGCAGCCGGCGCAGACGUCUCCCGGCAGCGUCCUGUCGCUCAGAGGGACCGGCGUUCCCGGAUCGCCCGCCGCUGCCAUCGUGGCCAGGGUGGAGGACGGCGUCAUCGGCUACAAGGACCUGGCGGCGCUGCCCAGAGACAAAGCCAUCCUGGACAUCGAGAGACCCGACCUGAUGAUCUACCAACCGCACUACAGCUACAGCCCUCUGGAGAGGUCUUUGUCUCCUCGCUCCGUUUCUCCUCCUGCCUCCCCAGAGAACUCGUCCAAGGAGUCCAGGGACUGGCUGGAGAACCGGUCGCCUGGCGGUUCUUCACCCGGUUCCACCAUCCAGAGCAGCAGAACCCAGAGCUCACACACACCGCCGGCGCUGAACACACCCAUCGCCGCCAACACACACCCGGCGGGCAGCAAGAGCGCCAUGCAGCAUUUCCACCGACCCGAAAACGGAUCCAACAUCUAUAAGAAGCCUCCCAUCUACAGGCAGGACGUCUCGUCCUCGCCCGUCCCUCAGGGGAAACACAUCGAGGAUCUGAUCAUCGAGUCGUCAAAGUUCCCAGCAGCUCAGCCUCCAGAUCCCAACCAGCCGUCCAAAAUCGAGACCGACUACUGGCCCUGCCCCCCGUCACUGGCCGUGAUUGAGAAGGAGAGUCAGAGGAAGGACCAGCGGGAGGAAGAGGAGGAGGAUGAAGGGGAGCUGGAGGACGAGCUGUGGGGCCUCCGGGCCCUGCAGAACCAGGAGCUGAACAAGAUCCAGUCCAACCUCGGGAAAAUCCUCCUGAAGGAAGAACUGGGGAAGUCUGCGGGUCCGCUGAGGAGGAAGACCCGUUCACUGCCGGACCGGAACCAGAACACCGGCUCCGGUGCCUCCAGGUCGGUGUAUUUCCCAGCAUCCUCCAGGAGCGGCCUGUCCCGGCUGCAGUCUGCAGAGUUCGGCACCGCAGAGAAAAACCCGGCAGGCCUGCAGAACGGAGACUCCAGGAUAGACCGGGGGAACUCCCUCCCCAGCAUGCUGGAGCACAAGAUUUACCCGUAUGAGAUGCUGGUGGUGACCCACAGAGGGCGCAGCAAGCUGCCCCCCGGGGUGGACCGGACCCGCCUGGAGAGACAUCUGUCCCAGGAGGAGUUCCUCAGCGUCUUCAGGAUGCCCAUCGAGGACUUCGACCGCCUCUCCCUCUGGAAGAGGAACGAGAUGAAGAAGAAGGUCUGUCUCUUCUGACCUUCCCGGGACUACGCUUCCCAGAACCCCCUGCUCCUCCCGGACGGCCCGGCGGGAAGCGGGACGGACUGCGGCCGGGUUCUCCGGACCGCCGGACUCUUGGGUUUGUGGACGGCUUGGGGCGGGCUGUCGGGGUUCUGCUGCGUCACUUUAGCGUCACCAGCUUCACUAAACUAGCUAGCGCACAAACUGUCCGGCUAACGGGAGAAGACCCAGCUGCUGGGUUCUGGUUCUGAAUCCUGGAAUCCGCCACAAACAGCAGAAAAAGUCUCAACAUUCCUCUGACCCCGAGUCAGUUCCCACAGCGUCCCUGACGGGGCCUCCUAUUGGCUAAGCCAGCGAUGAUGUCACAAUAACGGCGUUUCUUUCCCAGCAGUGAAGAAGAAAAACGAGGUUUGAAUUUGAUGACACAAACUGGAGCCGAACCUGCAGACCGAAACAAGUUAACAGCUGGAAUAAUGAUUGAUUAUCCGCAUGAAUAAUCGAUUCUUUUCAAAGAUUACAUGACUGUUUUGAUGAAUAAUCAAUUAUUCUGAUGAUUAAUUGGUUAUUUCAAAAAAUUAAUCUAUCGUUUUGACAAAUAAUCAAUUAUUUGGACAAAUCUAUUAUUCCAAUGACUAAUCUAACAUUCUGCUAAUUGAUUAUGUUGAACAGAAAUCAUUUCUGACAAAUAGCCAAUUCCUCUGCUGAUUAAACUAUUAUUGCAAAGAUUAAUCAACUAUUUUGAUGAAUAAUCGAAUAUUCUGACUGUUCAUCAAUUAAUCUGAUAAAAAUAUUUGGUAUAU
Molecule: messenger RNA, 2462 nt
Organism: Xiphophorus hellerii (green swordtail)
Lineage: Eukaryota; Metazoa; Chordata; Actinopteri; Cyprinodontiformes; Poeciliidae
Product: dematin-like
Exons: 18
Coding region: 448-1677 (409 amino acids)
Biological process (GO): cytoskeleton organization; lamellipodium assembly; actin filament bundle assembly
Cellular component (GO): actin cytoskeleton; plasma membrane
Molecular function (GO): actin filament binding
Source: RefSeq, a predicted model, not a curated record